Tinamus guttatus (white-throated tinamou) is the source of this 969-nucleotide messenger RNA. RefSeq names its product testis-specific serine/threonine-protein kinase 2-like. Gene Ontology annotation, molecular function: tau-protein kinase activity; ATP binding. NCBI's taxonomy places the organism in Eukaryota, Metazoa, Chordata, Aves, Tinamiformes, Tinamidae. Gene Ontology annotation, biological process: protein phosphorylation; intracellular signal transduction; microtubule cytoskeleton organization. Gene Ontology annotation, cellular component: cytoplasm. The record is from RefSeq and is a predicted model, not a curated record.
AUGGAAGAUAUCAUGGUGCUUGGGAAGAGAGGCUACAAUGUGGGUGUCACGCUGGGGGAAGGAUCAUACGGCAAGGUGAAAGCAGCCUACUGCGACAGACUGAAAUGCAACGUGGCAAUAAAGAUUAUCGACAAGAGGAAAACGCCUCAGGAUUUCUUGGAAAAGUUUCUGCCCAGGGAAAUAGCUGCUUUGAAACGUAUGAACCACCCCUCAAUAGUCAGAACCUACGAGAUAUUUGAAACAUUCGUUGGCAAAGUGUACAUCAUAAUGGAGCUGGGGGUAAGGGGAGACCUUCUGGACUACAUCAAGGUUACCGGAGCCAUGAAAGAGGACAUCGCCAAGAGAAAGUUUCUGCAGUUGGCGUCUGCCAUCAGGUACUGCCAUGACAUGGAUCUUGCUCACAGGGACCUGAAAUGUGAGAACAUCCUUCUUGAUAAAGACCUCAACAUCAAGCUGUCAGACUUUGGCUUUUCCAAAACCUUAACUCGGGAUGAAAAUGGGCAAAUUGCGCUCAGUAAAACAUUCUGUGGGUCUGCUGCUUAUGCAGCCCCCGAAGUGCUACAGGGCAUUCCUUGUAAUCCCAAGCUUUGUGACAUUUGGAGCCUGGGGGUCAUCCUAUAUAUCAUGGUCUGUGCAUUAAUGCCAUUUGAUGAUUCUAACAUCAGAAAAAUGGUCUGGGUUCAGAAACAACACAAGAUUCACUUCCCCAAGUCCAGACACCUGACUGCAGCAUGCAAGGACCUCAUUUACCGCAUGCUGCAGCCAGAUGUGUCUCUAAGGCUGAACAUAGAUCAAGUUUUAGGCCACCCUUGGUUGCAGACUCCAGAACCUGCACAACCUUCAACAGCACCAGCUGAAGAAGAGGGCGAGUGUUCCCAGAACCUGCAAGAGCAAAAAUCUGAGCCAAACCAGCAAGCAGAAUCGCAGCCUGCAGAAAAGGAAGGAGAGGGGGAAAAGGAAUCCUCUUAG